AUGCCCUUCAAACUAUCCGACAUCCCAGUCCUCACCGACAAAAUCAUCCUGGUGACGGGCGGCAACGAAGGCCUAGGUAAAGAGUCCGUCUUCCAACUCGCCACCCGCUCCCCAGCAAAGAUCUACCUCGCAGCUCGCAAUCCAUCCAAGGCCGAAGCAGCCCUAUCUGAAAUCAAGGAACGUGCCGGUGACAAUUGCGCGCCGAUUCAGAUUCUCAAUCUUGAUUUGUCUUCUUUCGACUCCGUCAAAAAGGCUGCUGCGGAGGUUAUUGCGAAUGAAUCCCGCCUUGAUCUGCUCAUCGCCAAUGCAGGCGUAAUGGGCGCUGAUGGCGUCACGAAAGAGGGCUAUGAGAUCCAGUUCGGCGUGAACCAUAUGGGUCAUGCGCUGUUGAUUCGUUCCUUACUUCCGCUUAUGCAGGAGACUGCGAAGAGGGAGGGUAUCGCUGUGGGCGAGACACGAUGUGUCAUCUUGUCUUCGGGCGCGGAGGCGUUCGCGCCUGCUUCCAUUUAUCCAUUUGAGGGAUUGAAGGGGGAUCUUGCAUCGACGGGCAUGUGGGCGAGGUACGGGAUUAGCAAAAUGGCUAAUUUACAUUAUGCCUCUCAGCUUGCGAAGCGGUAUCCUGAGGCCGAGACGGGGGUUCGCUUUGUUUCGAUUCAUCCUGGUGCUGUUGUCACCAAUCUUGGGGAUACUUUGAAUAAUUGGCCGAAGAUUGAGUGGUUAAUCAAGAAGGUUGGGGCGACGCUGUUCAUGCUUAAGCCUGUGGAGCACGGGGUGAGGAACCAACUUUGGGCUGCUACUUGUUCUGAUGGGUCUGGAUUGAAGAAGGGUCCUGAGUCGGGUGUUUACUAUCAUCCGGUGGGUAUUGCGGGGAAGGGGACUAAGAUGGCGUAUGAUGAAGGUAAGGCGAGUGAGUUGUGGGAGUGGACCGAGAAGGAGUUGCAACCUUAUCUCGAAGUGUAA
Messenger RNA from Penicillium atrosanguineum, 960 nucleotides. RefSeq lists its product as uncharacterized. The coding region runs from base 1 to 960 and encodes 319 amino acids. The transcript has a single exon. NCBI's taxonomy places the organism in Eukaryota, Fungi, Ascomycota, Eurotiomycetes, Eurotiales, Aspergillaceae. The record is from RefSeq and is a predicted model, not a curated record.